Cannabis sativa is the source of this 1686-nucleotide messenger RNA. RefSeq lists its product as uncharacterized. The transcript has 4 exons. NCBI's taxonomy places the organism in Eukaryota, Viridiplantae, Streptophyta, Magnoliopsida, Rosales, Cannabaceae. The record is from RefSeq and is a predicted model, not a curated record. The coding region runs from base 1246 to 1686 and encodes 146 amino acids.
AAUCAACAUAGUUUCUGUUGUCAUCCCAAUGCCCAUUGCUCUGCACCAAUAUUUGUAAUGGUUCCGUUUCCUGAAAUAAUGUAAAUUAUUUACUUGGUUCAGUUUUUGUAGUUGCAAACAACUAUUUUAAUCUGUCAAAACAACCAAUAAACAACUAUUUCCAACAAUAACUUAUGCAUCUAACACUUUCAUCUGACCGACUAUUUAUAUAGGUUAAAUCAACUAUCAAACAACUAUUUCAAAACUGAUCACCAAUUAAUAACAGUAGAUUCAUAUUUUCCAGUUUCUAGAUCCUAAACAACUAUUAUUCCACUGUAAAACAACUUGUAAACAACAGUUUCAGAAUAAAACACUGUAGCAACUAUUUAUAUGCCUUAAUGUUUAUUUUCAUGCAAACCGUUGUUGUUUUUUUCUCAGAUUCAUCAAUAUUUCAUUAUUUUUUCAAUUUAAUCCGGUUUUCAUCAAUUAAUAUCAAAUUUCUAUUCAUCUACACUAAAAUUUUUUUUGCACGUUCAUGAAAAAAUUUGUUUACCUUCAAUUCUCCUUCUGAUUCAAUCAUGGGUGAGUUUCUUUGAUUUCCAGCUCUCCUUCUACUCGGUUCUUCUCCUCUGAUCGCGAUUUCUUUGUUCAAUGAUUGUUGUUUUUGAGUUUUUUUUGUACAUCAAUGGAGGUUUCCUGGUUUUUUUUUUUCCCUUUUCGUUUUUGAUUUUGGAUUUUCGGGAUUCAGCUGGUUUCCUAGGAGUUCUACAUUUUUUUAGAUUUUGAUUUUGCUGGAUUUGGAAGAAAAAUGGUUGAGAUUGGGUUGUUGGGGUUGGAUCGCUGGGUCACGAAGAAGCUGCGGCUGUUUGGAAGAAAAAUGGUUGAGAAUGGUGGUUUCCGUUUGAGAUUUUUACACCUCAUGUCAAAAUUGACACCUUUUUUACAUUUUUAUCCUUACCCGGUUUUUUAAACAUUUUUAACUUUUACAUUUUUCAAUUUUACUUUUCAAAAAGUUUAAUAAUUACAAUUUUACCUUUUCCCUUCUUCCUUACACACGUACACGCACGCCACCUCAUAAAUCCUUUCUUUUUUUUUUUUUUUGAAUUUUUCAUCUACCUUAUUCAGCCACUCUUCAAACAGAGCUUCCCACGAUCACCAUUAUCAAGCCCUAACCAAUUUUUUCUUCCCACGAUCACCUUCUCCAAGCCCUCACCCACGUUUUCCUCAACCUACAUUGUCUUCCUCCUCUAUUUUUUCUCUAUAUAAAUGGCAACCACUAGAAGUGGUUCGAAAUCACCAUCUCCGGCGAAGAAAGUUUCUAAAAAAUCGAAGAAGGCUCCAGCUGUUACUUCCCAAGUCGAACCUAAAAUGGGGUUAAAAAAAAUUGCUAAAAAUUUAGUGGCUGAUGUUCCAGAGACAUCGGCCUCUAAGAAAAGAGCCCUUCCUGUUAAAGUAGAUGCUCCUAAGACUAAGAGAGCAAAAAUUUCCAAGUCUGCACGCGAUGUUUCCUCAGAUUCCGAUUUUGAGGAUGAAGUGCAUGGUGAGGACCAAAAGCCCAAAGUUAAAUCAAAGGUCCAUGCUAGGACCUCAGUGAAGGUUGAAGGAUUUGACCUACCAAAGAAAAAUCCUGCUAAGGAAUGGGAUUAUAUAUAUGACCAGAAGAAUCUGUUCAUUGCUAAAGCCUUUUCCACUGCUACUUUCCAGUGA